AUGGUCAACGCCUCACCUGACACCCCCAUAACCGACAGCUACACGCAAUUCGCCAGGUUCCUAGUCAACUACUUCAACAACCCCAGCAUCGAUGACGUGUUUGUCUGCAUGAAGAUCGAACACACCCAAAUCGGUGGAGACUUUGAUCCCGACGAAGGAGAAUGGCUCCUGUAUUCGACCAUGAAGGAGGGUGGUGAGACGGACGCCACUGCUGAUGCAUAUGUGUUCGAUGAUAGGACUAAGAAGAUGGUCGUGGCCGCAUUUGGUUUCCGUUACUCGAAGAUGGCUCUGGCACUGCUGGUCCGUGUGCUGGAAAUUGCCAACAGGUGUGCAAACAUCAAAGCACCAGCGAGGAACGAGAAGAAAACAUCUGCUAAAGCUGGCUCUGCUGUCUAUCAUGUUCCCGAUUCCAAUCAGGGGUCUCUUAUGACUCCGAAAAGGGAGAAGAAGCCGACCGCAAAGCGCCAGUAA
This is a messenger RNA of Anthostomella pinea, 471 nucleotides long. NCBI's taxonomy places the organism in Eukaryota, Fungi, Ascomycota, Sordariomycetes, Xylariales, Xylariaceae. The record is from the annotation of a GenBank genome assembly.